AUGCAGCAGAGACGUGGCCUGGAGCUAUGGCUACAUCAAAGGCUCUCCGAACUACCACGGUUGGCUGGGGCGUCUUCUGAAGUACAACACUCAACAUCUCAUCGGACUUCGCAGUUCAGACAUGAUUCAGUAUCUUGUCUUCGCGAUCCUGCGGAAUACGUCUUUAAGGCAAAAAUCGAUGGGCGGUCAUGUAAUGAGAAGAACAGACGAAGAUGGACACUAAGAACUUUGGAAUGGAUUCUUCGCGAAGCAAAAAGUCCUCGAGGGAGUCCACCGACCAUAUGGGCUGACGUGUUCGUUGCACGGUGGACCAGCUGA
This is a messenger RNA of Strongylus vulgaris, 318 nucleotides long. The record is from the annotation of a GenBank genome assembly. Lineage: Eukaryota; Metazoa; Nematoda; Chromadorea; Rhabditida; Strongylidae.